Molecule: messenger RNA, 3626 nt
Organism: Colius striatus (speckled mousebird)
Lineage: Eukaryota; Metazoa; Chordata; Aves; Coliiformes; Coliidae
Gene: PAXIP1
Product: PAX interacting protein 1
Exons: 21
Coding region: 31-3252 (1073 amino acids)
Biological process (GO): positive regulation of transcription initiation by RNA polymerase II
Cellular component (GO): nucleus
Source: RefSeq, a predicted model, not a curated record
GGGGUGCGCGCGGUGCUGGCGACCGGGACCAUGUCGGCGGACGAGGAGGAGCUGAAAGUCCCGGAGGAUAUGUUCAAAGAUGUCAAGUUCUUCGUGGUGGGAGACAUCGACCCCAAGGUUAUUCAACUCCUGAAAGCUGGGAAAGCAAAGGAAGUCUCUUACAAUGCACUGGCUUCUCACAUUAUUUCAGAAGAUGGAGAUAAUCCAGAAGUUGGAGAAUCUCGUGAAGUUUUUGAUCUCCCUGUGGUAAAGCCUUCUUGGGUGAUCUUGUCUGUUCGCUGUGGAGCUCUUCUGCCUGUAAAUGGCUUUUCUCCAGAAUCAUGUCAGAUCUUUUUUGGAGUCACUGCCUGUCUCUCUCAGGUUUCAUCUGAAGACCGAAGUACGCUGUGGGCUUUGAUUACUUUUUAUGGAGGGAAUUGCCAGCUAAGCCUCAAUAAUAAGUGUACUCAUUUGAUUGUGCCUGAGCCAAAGGGGGAAAAAUACGAAUGUGCUUAUAAACGGGACAGCAUUAAAAUUGUGACACCAGACUGGGUACUGGAUUGUAUAGCUGAUAAGACUAAAAAAGAAGAGACUCCUUAUCAUCCUCGUUUAAUCAUAUAUGAGGAGGAAGAGGAGGAGGAGGAAGAGGAGGAAGAAGCAGAAAAUGAAGAACAAGAUUCUCAAAAUGAGGCUAGUACUGAUGAAAAGUUAUCAAGCCCAACAUCUUCUCGAGAAGGAUCGCCUUUGGGCGAUCAAGCUUUUUCACCAAAAUCCACUACAGCUGAUAAAGCAAAAGGAGAACUGAUGUUUGAUGAUUCUUCAGAUUCCUCUCCAGAAAAGCAAGAAAGGAAUUUGAACUGGACACCAGCUGAAGUCCCACAGGCAUCCGCAGCAAAGCGUAGGUUGCCUCAAGGGAAAGACUCUGGGUUAAUUAAUCUAUGUGCCAAUGUCCCACCAGUGCCAGGUAAUAUUUUGCCUCCAGAUAUGAGAAGCAAUCUUAUGGCUUCAGUACAAGGUGCCCAAAGUUCUGAUCGACAGGAAAUGAUGACCACAUGGAGUCCAGCUGUACGGACAUUAAGGAAUAUUACUAAUAGUGCUGAUAUUCAGCAGAUUAAUAGACCGUCAAAUGUAGCACAUAUAUUGCAAUCACUUUCAGCACCUACAAAAAGUUUAGAACAGCAAGUAAAUCAUAGCCAACAGGGACAUCCAAAUGCGGUGCUGUUUAGUCAAGUGAAACUAACACCAGAGACACAUUUAUUACAGCAGUCACAUCAAGCACAACAGCAACAGCACCAUCCUCUUUUACACCUUCAACCUCAGCAACUUAUGCAGCUACAACAGCAGCAGCAGCAGCAACAACCCCAGAUUUCCCAGCAGUCUUUCCAGCAGCAACAGCCUCACCAGUUUUCGCAACAGCAGCAGCAAGUUCAUCAGCAGCACCAGUUUGCACAACAGCAGCUUCAGUUUCCACAGCAGCAGUUACAUGCUCAACAGCAGCUACAUCGACCUCAGCAACAGCUCCAGUUCCAACAGCAGCAUGCUUUGCAACAGCAACUUCAUCAGUUGCAGCAGCAGCAGCUACAGCAGCAACAGUUGCAGCAGCUACAGCAACAGAAUCUGCAACAACAACAGCUGCAACAUCAUCAGCAGCAAAUGCAGCAGCAGCAAUUGCAGCAGCAGCACUUGCAGCGAUUACACCAACAACAUCAGCAACAGCAAAUGCAGAAUCAGGCAACCCAGCACUUAACUCAGCCAUCUCAAGCACUACAGCAUCAAGUUGCAGCCCAGCAGCCACAACACCACCAGCAGCAACAGCAGCAACUGCAACAGCAGCCGCUUUUUGGACACGACCCAGCAGCGGAAAUUCCAGAAGAGUAUUUCCUCCUGGGCUGUGUCUUUGCAAUUGCUGAUUACCCUGAACAGAUGUCUGACAAACAACUGUUGGCAACCUGGAAAAGGAUCAUUCAAGCACAUGGUGGGACGGUGGAUCCUACCCUUACAAGCAGGUGUACACAUCUUCUUUGUGAAAGCCAAGUCAGUAAUAUGUAUGCUCAGGCUUUAAGAGAAAGGAAGAGAUGCAUUACAGCACAUUGGCUGAACUCAAUCUUGAAGAAGAAGAAAAUGGUACCACCCCAUCGAGCCCUUCAUUUUCCAGUGGCAUUUCCACCAGGAGGAAAGCCAUGUUCUCAACAUAUAAUCUCAGUGACAGGAUUUGUUGACAGUGACAGAGAUGACCUCAAACUAAUGGCCUACCUAGCAGGUGCCAAAUACACAGGCUAUCUGUGUCGAAGCAAUACGGUUCUCAUCUGUAAGGAGCCCAGUGGCUUGAAGUAUGAGAAGGCUAAAGAGUGGCGAAUACCAUGUGUAAAUGCACAAUGGCUUUGUGACAUACUACUGGGAAACUUUGAAGCUUUGCGCCAGAUACAGCACAGUCGGUAUACAGCGUUCAGUCUUCAAGAUCCACUGUCUCCCAGUCAACAUUUAGUUCUAAACCUUCUGGAUGCUUGGAGAGUCCCAUUAAAGGUAUCACCAGAACUUCUAAUGGGUGUGAGGUUGCCUUUGAAACCAAAGCAAAAUGAAUCCAGUCUUCAGCCAUCUUCCAAAAGAGCAAGGAUUGAAGACCUACCACCACCUACAAAAAAACUCACCCCAGAAUUGACACCAAUGGUGCUGUUCACAGGGUUUGAACCUAUGCAAGUUCAACAGUACAUUAAGAAACUUUAUAUCCUUGGGGGUGAAGUAGCUGAAUCUGCCCAGAAAUGUACCCAUCUAAUUGCCAGUAAAGUGACCCGAACUGUUAAGUUCCUAACAGCAAUUUCUGUAGUCAAGCACAUAGUAACUCCAGAGUGGUUAGAAGAGUGUUUCAAAUGCCAGAAGUUUGUUGAUGAGCAGAACUUUGUGCUCAGAGAUGCUGAAGCUGAGGUGCUGUUCUGCUUUAGUUUAGAGGAGUCUCUAAAGAGAGCACAAGUAGCUCCUCUGUUCAAGGGAAAAUAUUUUUACAUUACACCUGGAAUUUGUCCCAGUCUUUCCACCAUGAAAGCUAUUGUGGAGUGUGCGGGAGGAAGAGUAUUGUCUAAACAGCCUUCUUUUCGAAAACUCAUGGAGCAUAAGCAGAAUAAAAGUUUGCCAGAGAUAAUCUUGAUUUCCUGUGAAAAUGACCUUCAUUUGUGUCGAGAAUAUUUCGCAAGAGGCAUAGAUGUCCACAAUGCUGAGUUUGUCCUGACGGGUGUACUUACUCAAACACUGGAUUAUGAAUCAUAUAAGUUUACUUGAUGGAUAGUAAAAUGCCUUACUGCUUCGGAAUCCUUGGAGCGCUAAAUCUUGCUGUUCAGCCAUUGUUUGAAGCAACUAAAACUUCCUGUGGAUGCUGUUUUCCAGCUGUUUUCCUAGGGAUGAUGAGCAGUUUAAAGCAGGAAAGCAAAAAUCAACUGCAUCUUUUUUAGGAUGUGUAAUUUUAUUAUGCUGAAACAUAAUUUACUAUGUUUUGUAUUAUACUACCCUUUUAAAAGAGCCCACUUUAGGUAUCACGAUUAGCCUGUUUUUAAGCAUUUUAACAUAAAUGAUGGUACUUCAGCCAAAAGUGUAAUUUGGAUGUAAAAAUAAAAGGGCUUGCUAUCUAUUAAAUUAUGGAUGUUGAAGAUGAAAAU